ACCCCACACCCUUCCUUCCUCCUCCCGUCCAGCACAGGGACGUGGCCUUUGCACGGCCUUAGAAGCCUGAGAAAAAGCAGUAAUCAAAGACAAGAAGGGCAGAGCUGAAGGGACGGGCCAGAAUUUAUGUCUCCCGUCUCCUCUGACCCACUCAGCUGCCUCAUGGCAUGUGGAGUUUUCCACACCAGGGGGGCCUCCCCACUCAGUUUCCUCCCAAACCUCCACCCUUCCCUCCCUUUGUCUUCCUGGGUCCUCCUCUUCCUCCUCCCCAUCCUUCUCUUUAGAGGAGGUGGGCCGCUGGUCGGGGGAAGGAAACGGGCAUUUGGCACAGAGUCAGCAGAGGUCUUGAGAGAGGUUAGGAACCCAGGACAUCCUAGUUGUAGAUGGAAGUUUGGGACCCAGUCCCCACCCAGCCCGCUUUGCCCAGCACCCUCCCCGUGCCAGGCUCAGCGUGGGCCUGUCUUGCAUACCUCUCGUUCCACAGUCCAGCCAGCUCAGCUGGCAGGGAUUGGGGAGGAGGCACCUGAAGGGAGCACGGAGGAGCCUGACACACAGAGAGGGGGUGAGGGGUUACAUCUCAGUGAUGUCCCAUGUGACUGCCUGGGUGUAGGAUGGGCCCCUUGGAACUGAGCCUCAGCCACAUUCACCAGACAAGAACCAGUAUGUCCCAGCAUGGCCUUGAGGCGGGAAAUGAGACCGUCUACACCAGGACAGGUGUUUAGCCUUGGCUUGGGGUGGGGACACGGAGGUUUCUAAUCAUAAUUAAUAGAGCUGGUGACGGUUCUGAUAACUCAGAGCUGCUUAGAUUAGCAGCACAGGAUCACGUCCUGGGCUUGUGAUUUAUCCCCCUCUGGGCCCCCUUGGCAGCAAGAUCAACCUUUUUGCCGAAAAUCAAAGAUCAGCCCAACAAGGGGGGAAGUUAAAGUUCAGGAAGUUGAAGUUUAGAGGAAAGCAACCUCACCCCGGGCCAUGGGCAUCCAGACCCAGGACACUCGCGUAGUAUUAAGCCAUGUGUAGUUGUGGGGAGCUUUGAUCUGUGAUUCUUAAAACGACUAUGAAGUGAGCAGAAACAAGCUCAAGGGGCUCAAACUGCAUGCCCGAAUCUUUUUUGGUAAAUGGUGGGACCCGGUUUGAGUCCAGGUUGGUUGGAUUCCAGAGCUGUGGGUCUCUCUCAGGUACCCCAUUGCCUUAUUCAACCUUAAUCUUCCUCAGAGACUCAGUACCUCAACCACUAAGUCUUUUGAGUUUCUUGCUUGUUCUCGCUAACAUCCCAGAGGGGUGGCUCAGUUCCCUCCAUCCUUCCCCUCUAAAAGGUGCCUCCAGCCGGCUGUGGCUAGGCUCUGGCUCUGGCUCUGCUCUCUCAGCCACCUUCUCCCCUCGUCCCCUCUGACUCCAGCCUCUGGCCCCCAUGAAAGCUGAGUCAGAGGCAGACGCUUCCCCUUGGCUCCCAGUGCCUCCCUUGGGAGCCCCUCCUUGGCGGCAUCCGUUAGUCACUCCCCAGUAAGUCCUCUCCCUCCACCCUCGUGGGGCGGGGAGCCCAGGGCAGCCCAGAGGCUGGGGGGAGGGAGUGGACUUUUGGCCCGUUCCGUUUAUUCCCUCCAUCUCCUCGUCAGCAGCCGCUGGGCGCUCUUGGCUCGUUCCCCUGACCGACCUGCAGGGAAGCAGAGAGACCCGGAGAGAGGGCAGGAGGCGAACCAGAGACAGGGCCAAGGAAGAGGCAGAGGCUGCAGCCUGCCUCCCUCGGUCUCCCCAGCCUGCCUUAACCACCCUCUUUAGCCAAAGCCCUUUCAAGUUCACGUGGGGCUCAGCCCCUCCCCGUCACCGGGGCCCCCGGCUCCCCUCGGGGCCUGCAUCCGAACAUGUCGGUGGCUGUGGAGACCUUCGGCUUCUUCCUCGCAGCCGUGGGGCUGCUGAUGCUCGGGGUGACCCUGCCACACAGCAGCUGGCGAGUGUCCACCAUACACGGGAAUGUCAUCACCACCAACACCAUCUUCGAGAACCUCUGGUAUAGCUGUGCUACUGACUCGCUCGGAGUCUACAACUGCUGGGAGUUCCCGUCCAUGUUGGCCCUCUCCGGUAUCUGCGGGAUGGUGGCCAUCUCUUGGUAUGCCUUCAACAUCACCCGGGACUUCUUCGACCCCCUGUACCCUGGAACCAAGUACGAGCUGGGCCCUGCCCUCUACCUGGGCUGGAGCGCCUCUCUGCUCGCCAUCCUGGGCGGCAUCUGCCUCUGCUCCAGCUGCUGCUGUGCCCGGGACGAGGACCCAGCCGCCAGUGUCCGGCUUCCCUACAAGGCCCCGGUGAUGCCGUCCACCAGCCUCGCUGCCCGCCUGCCCACGGCGGCCUCGGAUGAAGAAGGCGACAGCAGCUUUGGCAAGUACGGGAAAAACGCUUACGUGUAGGAGGCCUGGCCUGUGGACCCCAUUGCCUUCCACUGCCCUCAGUGGAGAGGGGUCACCGGAAUCCUGGGCUGCAGGCGCCAGCCUCUGCUCCCAGUAACAAGCUCGGGAACGUGCCAAGUUCUAGGCCCCACCCUGUGCCCAGAAGCCACGCCCAGCUCUGACCACCUCAGGCCCCGCCUCCCCGUUCGGAGCUCCGCCUCCUUCAUGUGGCCCUCUGGAUCCUCCCAGACCAACAAUCUGUCUCCUGAGGACUCAUUUUCCACCCCUGAGGCUGGACCCUUCUUAACCUUGAGUCUGUGUUCUGGGCGGAGGUAUCCCCGAAUGUUUGUAUUCUAUAUAAAAACAUGCAUAAAUAAAUUUGUACUGUGAACUGUU
This is a messenger RNA of Vicugna pacos (alpaca), 2777 nucleotides long. NCBI's taxonomy places the organism in Eukaryota, Metazoa, Chordata, Mammalia, Artiodactyla, Camelidae. The record is from RefSeq and is a predicted model, not a curated record.